GCGGCCUGCCACAUGCGACCAUCGUCAUCGGCGUCGCUGGAGGCGAUGGCAGAGCUACCGUCUACACCGCAGACUGCUGUCUUCCAUGUGGACCACAAGCGGCGCAAGAUCACCCCAGAACGAGCAAAGGCCAACUACGUCCGUACACAGCUGUUUGACUGCGGUUGUUGCUCGCUAACUGAAAGCUGAUAUACUCUCGUAUGUCCUCGACUUGCUUGGGCAUGGCUGCAUCCACCAAUACCAUCUAUUUCGUCUUGUGUGUAUGCAGCUUUGUGGGCAACUUCGAUUGCGGCUGCAAUAUGCCAAGCUCAAAGUCGAACAUGGAUGGCAACGACAAACACUGAAUGAAGUUGAGAAUUUGUACUUCCGUCACACACACAAAAGUCGGCCCCACACAACACCAAUGCCCGGUGGACGACGUUCGGCGGCCUCGACUUCAGUUCGCUAUACACCAAACACACUGUUCCCAAUCAACGAGUAUCGUCACGACCACGAUACCGCUUCAGAGCAGAACGCUCAGCAUCAGCAUGAUGGUGAGAGGUCUUACUUGGAACCAGCCGUUGGGAGCGGGUCGGUUUCAAUUGGUAUCGACGAAGUCGCUCCAUCUACACAAAAGAUCAUUUCUUCCCCAACACCUCCUGCGGAGACACAGGUGUCACCUACCGCUCACGUUCAGCGACCUCACAGCGUACAAAGCGGACCCGACUCGGGAACGCUCGAGCAAGCUGCGGCGUCGAUGUUCAGCCCACCCCAGCCCGUUGUAGCUGAACACACCGCGUACCAAGUUAGCACUGCCGGAAUGGCUGCGCCGACAGUGCCAGAUGCGGCUUCACAUCCGCCGUCCAACGGAGUCAUACCCGAACACGUCCAGUUCGCCCACAUGCCCUAUAGCAGGAGCGAGCCCAGCUUUUAUCAACCGAGUCAAGACUCGUUCUACCCUGCCCAGACUCCAUCCUUCCAGUUCGAAUUCCAUUACCAUACCCCACAUCCUAUGGCCCCGCCACCACCACAUGACUACUCUCAACCACAGCUGCCACCGCCACACGUACCACCUCAGACCCCACCAGAGUCUCCUCAAUCACACCGUCCCCAACAAGGCACUUUCCGCCCCAUCGCGCCGGCGACCCAGCCCGCGCAGGCAUCCGCUCCUGCAAACCCGACCCUCACGUACGACGCGUUCUGGUCGUCGCAUUCGUCGUCCACGCAGUACCGACACGUCCUGUUCAACUCCUCGGGAUCGCCGUACCAGAGCGCGGGCGUGCCCACUGCCAACGGCCGGCCCGCUUAUGGUGGUACGAACGGUUUCCCCGCUGGCGGGAUACCUGUCUCUGCGCCGAUGCCGACUUCCGGUCUGUCUGACGUCGCGGCGAUCCAUGCGGCCCCGACACGAGACGCAUAAAGCUUUGAUCUAUACGAGACGACAUCUAACUUAUAUCUGCAGAUUGCUUUCGCGCAUAUAUGCUAUCGUUCAGUCUAAUGCUUAGCAACCUUCACGCAUGGUCACUUACUCUGUAUCAUCUCAUCUGCCAUCGACGCCUGCCUUUGUAUACCAACGAAUAAUCUCUUCGGUGUCAUAUAGGCGUUGCUCGCGUAACGCCUUCCAUCUCAUCUCGAAUCGUCAAAAGCGUCGCGCAACUUCCGUUAUCUAAGUGCCGUUGUGUGCUCUCCGCGUCAUAUGCUGCUCUGCAUUUGCCGUCCAGACGGAGGCGGCGGAGAGCUGCCUUAACACUGUG
Messenger RNA from Fomitopsis serialis, 1733 nucleotides. RefSeq lists its product as uncharacterized. The record is from RefSeq and is a predicted model, not a curated record. Lineage: Eukaryota; Fungi; Basidiomycota; Agaricomycetes; Polyporales; Fomitopsidaceae. The transcript has 3 exons. Bases 263 to 1399 code for a protein of 378 amino acids.